GACGCGUUUUUUUUCCCGUCGCAAAGUAAGAAAGCAGCUAACGGUAGCUAGCAAGGCGGCGUCGUUUUUGUUUUCGAGAAUGGCGUCCUCAAAGAAGGGGAAGAAAGUUAUAAAUCAAGAGGAACUCCGGCGUUUGAUGAGGCAGAAACAAAGACAGACGACGGACAAGAAGCGCGUCGAGUCUCCGUUCGCCAAAUACAACAGUCUCGAGCACCUCAGUUGCGUCCUGUGCAAUGUGCAAGUGAAGUCCGAACUGCUGUGGCCGGCGCAUGUACUCGGAAAACAGCAUAAAGAGAAAGUCGCCGAGCUGAAGGGAGGAAAGAGUCAAGCGGUGAUGGGACCACCGAUGCAACCGGUGAAGAGGAAGGCACCGGACAACCGGGCCGGGAGCGGGAAGAAGGUUAAACCCGCCGCGGCUGCGGGUCCGUCCUCGUCGUCGGGGCUGCCGGAAGAUUUCUUUGCGAAACCGAGCAACAAGGGAACCGUUUCCACCGACACACCUGCUGGUCGGAGUCUGCUAGCUGGGGUUUACGAGGAUGAGGAGGGUGAUGAAGGACGUGCCGAAGAGGCGCGUCCGGCGGGGACCGCGGAUCCCGCUCCGAAAGACACCGACGCCGCGGGGCUACCGGAGGACUUCUUCGACAGCGCCCUCCCGUCCGCGCCCGCCAUCCGCCACUCGGGCUCCAUCGCGAAGGCGGACGUGCCGGAGAAGAGCCCCGAGAAGAAGGAGAACACCGCCGAGGCGCUGCCGGAGGGCUUCUUCGACGACCCGGUGCGGGACGCCAAGGUGCGCAAAGUCGACGCGCCCAAAGACCACAUGGACAAGGAGUGGGACGAGUUCCAGAAGGCGAUCCGACAGGUCAACACGAAGUCGGAGGCCAUCGUGGCGGAGGACGACGAGGAGGGGCGCCUCGAGCGGCAGAUCGACGAGAUCGACGAGCAGAUCGAGUGCUACAGGCGCGUGGAGGUGCUGAGAGACAAGCGGGACGUGGCCAGGAGCAACGCGCUGCCCGAGGAGGAGGAGGAGGAGGAGGAGGUGGACGGCAGCGACGAGGAAGAGGAGGACGAAGAGGAGCUGCUGGGGCUUCUGUUCCGGGACUGGAGGGCGAAAGGGGCUCUGGCUUAAGUCUGAGUUUGUCAGCAAUUGUAAAUAUGUUUAACGCCUCUGUCACAUAUUUUGUUAUAUUUCAGACUGGAUUAAAUUGGAUUGGAUUCAA
Messenger RNA from Pseudoliparis swirei, 1217 nucleotides. It is a transcript of the gene znf830, whose product is annotated as zinc finger protein 830. Gene Ontology annotation, biological process: mitotic DNA replication checkpoint signaling; nuclear DNA replication; mitotic DNA damage checkpoint signaling. Gene Ontology annotation, molecular function: zinc ion binding; nucleic acid binding. Gene Ontology annotation, cellular component: nucleus; spliceosomal complex. NCBI's taxonomy places the organism in Eukaryota, Metazoa, Chordata, Actinopteri, Perciformes, Liparidae. Bases 80 to 1126 code for a protein of 348 amino acids. The record is from RefSeq and is a predicted model, not a curated record. The transcript has a single exon.